Solenopsis invicta (red fire ant) is the source of this 1771-nucleotide messenger RNA. RefSeq names its product collagen alpha-1(IV) chain. The coding region runs from base 417 to 1283 and encodes 288 amino acids. The record is from RefSeq and is a predicted model, not a curated record. The transcript has 2 exons. Lineage: Eukaryota; Metazoa; Arthropoda; Insecta; Hymenoptera; Formicidae.
GUGAACUGAGAUGACACAAGAUUGAAAAGGCGACUGACGACAUAAUUUUAUCGUCGCGAUAAAUUGAGAGUUGAUUUUCUUCGCGAAACUUGACUCGCGCUUUCGAGGAAUACUUUCUUAUCCGACGACUAUUUGUACACGUAUCACUUCGGGAAGACUUUUGCAUCCAACAAGAUAUUGCAAAUCCGUCGAUCGGGGGAAGUUGCAGUCAAGUUUCCCACAGACGCAUGACUCGUUCAUCGGCUUCGUAGUGGGGAUCACGGUAAAGCCGAUUUAUAUAGAAGGAAUUCUUACCACAACAGCUUCAGUUUCGAACGGUGAAUCGCACGAUCAUUAAAUCUUCCAGUCCCGUUGGAUAACAUUGGUGAAAUCUUCUUGUGUUUAUUGAGUUCACGCCAGAUAUUCGAUAUAUCAUCAUGAUUAAAUACAUUAUACUCUUUGGAGCCAUAUUCUACAUGGUGCAGUCGCAACGGCCAUUUCAUGCUGGUAGCAGUAAUCGUACUCAGCUCCAAGUUCUGCCUCAAUAUAUCGACGAGCGAAUAGCGGCAGAACAAGCAGGUCAAACAACUCAAGGAGCUCAAGGAAUUCCAGUGAAUCAAGGGACUCAAGGAAUUCCAAUGAACCAAGGGACUCAAGGAGUUCCAGUGAACCAAGGAGCUCAAGGAAUCCCUGUGGGUUUUCAAGGAAUUCCAACAGGCCAAGGAGCUCAAGACAUUCCAGUGCGUCAAGGGACUGAAGGAAUUCUCGUAUGUCAAUGUCCAACUAACCAAGGGACUCAAGGAAUUCCAAUCUACCAAGGGACUCAAGGAAUUCCAAUCUACCAAGGGGCUCAAGGGAUUCCAGGCUACCAAGGAGCUCAGGGAAUUCCAACCUACCAAGGGGCUCAAGGAAUUCCAAGCUACCAAGGAGCUCAAGGAAUGCCAAACUACCAAGGGGCUCAAGGAAUUCCAGGUUACCAAGGAGCUCAAGGAAUGCCAAACUACCAAGGAGCUCAGGGAAUUCCAACCUCUCAAGGGGUUCAAGGAAAUCCAAUGGGUCAGGGAUCUCAAGGGACGUUAACGGUUGGAAACCGAAUUGAUGCACCGACCAUAAAUCCAGCCGAUUUACCAGUCGAUGCUCACGGCGAUGUUGACCUGGUGAACAGGAUCAAGACUUGGCCGAGAGAAAAACAACCUUUCUGGUACAUCAACUGGCAGGCGAUCCAAGCCCAUCGUGGUGACGUAAACAACACCGCCCAGCCAGUUCAGACGCAACCGAGCACGAGAUCAUUCUUCGCGGGUUAAGACAUCGGACAAAUUCUAAACUGGACGAACGACAAGACUGUAAAUUUAAGCAUUUGCUUUUAGCAAUGGGAUAAGGGUGCGAUCCUCGAUAUUUAUGGCCGUUGACGACAGCGGUUAUUCCUAGUCAAAGCCGUCUCUGUCAAGUAAUACACUCUUUAAUUUUUUUGCGGUGGAAUCUCACUUUUAUAAAAAGUGAAAACUCAGCUAUUACUUUUUCAAGACUCGCUGAAUUUUUUCAUUCUUUAGAGUGAAAUUCAAAGAAUUUAGAGAGUACGUGAAUCAGGAUUAUCAUAUAGAUUCGGUUUCUCGAGGAUAGAGAAUUCGAAUACGAUCGAAUAUGAAUGUCAUAUUAUAUUUGUGCGAAUACUGCGAAUUCGCAUGACUUGUUUUUACAAUAGCAUUAAUAAUCGAAUUUUUAUACGAGAAGACAAAUGACGAUAUUAUGUAACUCAAUUUACAAAAUAAAUUGUAAUAUUUGUAGAAAAUAA